Messenger RNA from Choloepus didactylus (southern two-toed sloth), 4155 nucleotides. It is a transcript of the gene CDHR2, whose product is annotated as cadherin related family member 2. The transcript has 32 exons. The coding region runs from base 108 to 4055 and encodes 1315 amino acids. Gene Ontology annotation, molecular function: cadherin binding; calcium ion binding. Gene Ontology annotation, cellular component: adherens junction; catenin complex; plasma membrane. NCBI's taxonomy places the organism in Eukaryota, Metazoa, Chordata, Mammalia, Pilosa, Megalonychidae. Gene Ontology annotation, biological process: adherens junction organization; calcium-dependent cell-cell adhesion; multicellular organism development. The record is from RefSeq and is a predicted model, not a curated record.
CUCAGCUGAGAGCCAGGACCAGGCCUGGGCCACCUCCCUGAGGCAGGAACUUGAGGGAUGGGGGCACCACGCACAAAACAGGGCCUCAAUCGACAGUUCCUGCAGGCAUGAUGGCAUGGCCGUGGCUGUCCUGCUUCCUGUUUCCUGCCCUCAUGGUGACUGUGGCAGCCAAUGUGGCCCCAAACUUCCUGACCAACAUGACGGUAGUGACCCUGCCUGAGGACCUAUCGGUGGGUGCUGUGGCCUUCUGGAUGGUGGCUCAAGACCGAGACAAUGACCCUCUAACCUACGGGAUUAGUGGCUCCAAUUCCUACUUCUUCACCGUCACCCAAGCUACUGGGGAAGUGAAGCUGGCCAGCCCCCUGGACUAUGAGACCCUCUACUCCUUCAGCAUCACCAUCUCUGUGAGCGAUGGCUACAACAACCCAGUGCAGAGGGAAAUGCAGGUGAUAGUGGAGGACAGAAAUGACAACAUGCCCGUCUUCCAGAACACGGGCUUCUCCACCAGCAUCAACGAGACCCUGCCAGUCGGCUCCCUGGUAUUCUCCGUGCUGGCAAACGACAAGGACACGGGGUCUGCGGGUGUGGUGGUGUACUACAUACGGGAGGUCAUCCCUGACACGGAUGACAACCAGCACCUCUUCCUGAUCCUGGCCAACGGCUCCAUCGUGCUCAAUGGCAGCCUCAGCUACAACAACAAAAGUGCCUUCUAUCAGCUGAAGCUGGAGGCCUGUGACUCGGGCGGCAUGUACAGCGGCAAGUUCGUCACCCUGUGCUCCUCCCCUGUUUUUCUGUCCAUCUCGGUCAUCGACCAGCCCGACCUGGACCCCCAGUUUGUCAGGGAGUUUUACUCGGCCUCUGUGGCUGAGGAUGCAUCCAAGGGAGCCUCCGUGCUGAAGGUGGAGGCGGUGGAUGGAGACAAAGGCAUCAAUGACCCCGUGACCUACAGCAUCUCCAACUCCACAAGGUCUGGCUGGUUUGACAUCGGAGCAGAUGGGGUCAUCGAGGUCAGCGGUUCCCUAGACCGUGAGCAGCUCCUGGAGGAGGACGAGGAGGUGCAUUUGCAGGUCACGGCCACCGAGAUACACCCCAACAUCUACGGACAAGAGGCCAAGGUGAGCAUAUGGGUCACGCUGAGAGUGACAGACGUCAACGACCACAAACCUGAGUUUUACAACUGCACCCUCCUGGCCUGCGCCUUCACCCCCCAAGAGGCCCAAGUCAACUUCACUGGCUACGUGGAUGAACACGCUUCCACCCGUAUCCCCAUCGAGGGCCUCAGCCUGGUGGCCUACGACCCAGACAAGGGCAUCAACGGCACCUUCCUGCUGUCCCUGGGAGGCCCUGAUGCCGCGGCCUUCAGCGUCUCCCCUGCACGGGCAGCAGGCUCUGCAGAAGUGCAGGUGCUGGUGAGAUCGUCCGUGCUCGUGGACUACGAGAAGCAGACGGUGAUGCUGGUGGAGGUUGUAGCCACUGACUCAGUCAGCGGGAACUCCUCCAUCGCCACGGUGACCAUCCACAUUAGCGACAUUAACGACCACAGGCCCACGUUCCCACAGAGCUCGUACGUCCUCACCGUGGCAGAGCACAGUGCAGACGGCACCGUGGUCACCGACAGCAUCCAUGCCACCGACCCAGACACGGGUGAAUGGGGCCACAUCACCUACCACCUGCUCCCGGGGAACGGGGCAGACCUCUUUGAGGUGGAUCCACACACAGGGACGGUGAUGGUGAAGAGCGGCGAGCUGCUGGACUGGGAGAAGCAGCCUGUGUACUACCUCACGCUGCAGGCCACAGAUGGCGGCAACCUGUCAGACACCACCGUCCUCCAGAUCGUUCUGCUGGACAUCAAUGACAACCCACCUGUGGUCAGCGGCUUCUACAACAUCUUCAUCCAGGAGGAGGGAGGCAAUGUCUCCAUGACCAUUCAGGCCCACGACAAUGAUGAACCUGGCACCAACAACAGUCACCUGCAGUUCAGCCUCCUGCCUGGGCCCUACAGCCACAACUUCUCAUUGGACCUCAACACAGGCCUCCUCAGAAACCAGGGACCCCUGGACCGAGAGGCCAUUGACCUCGCGCUGGGGGGCCUCAUUGUGCUGACCGUGCGCGUGUCUGACUGUGGCGUGCCUGUCCUCAGCACUGAGGUCAAUGUCACCGUCACCGUGGAGGACAUCAAUGACAACCUGCCCGUGUUCAGCAAGCCCAGCUACCUCUUCCUGGUGCAGGAGAGGGAUGUCGGAGCACGGGUGGGCGCGGUGGAGGCCUGGGAUGCAGACCAGACAGAAAUCAACAACCGCAUCAGCUUCCGGCUUUCGGGGAGCGGCGCCAACAACUUCGUGCUCCAAGGCUCAGUGCUGGGGCCUGGGUGGGCUGAGGGCCACCUCUGGCUGGCCACGGACGUGAGCCUGGACUACGAGACACAGGCCUUCUUCAACCUGACCGUGAGUGCCGAGAACCCAGACCCCCAGGGGGGUGAGACCACAGUGGCAGUCCAGGUGGAGGUGGAAGAUGUGAACGAUGAGCCACCCACCCUCGAGGAGGCUUCACUCCAGAGCGUCCGUGUGGCCGAGAAUGGCUCACAGCAUGGCCUCGUGGCCCUGGUGGUGGCCCGGGACGUGGACACCAAGGCCCAGCUGGAGGUGCAGCUUGUGAACGUCAUCUGCACCAAGGCUGGUAUCCCUGUGGGUGGCCUGUGCCACGGCUGGUUCUCGGUGGCGCCCAACGGCUCCGUGUUCAUCAACCAGAGUGAGGCCAUCGACUACGAGGCCUGUGACCUGGUGACGCUGGUCGUGCAGGCCCACGACCUCACCACAGACCCCCGCUUCCAGGCCUACAGCAACAAUGGAACCCUCCCCAUCACUAUCGAGGAUGUGAAUGACAACGCACCCUAUUUUCUGCCUGAGAAUAAGACUUUUGUGAUCAUCCCAGAACUUGUGCUACCCAACCAGCAGGUGGCUUCUGUCCAGGCAAGAGACGACGACUCAGGGGACAAUGGAGCCAUCCAGUUCUCCAUCCCCCAAGCGAACUUCAUCUCUAAGGACGGAGCCACGAUCCCUUUCCAGGGCUCCUUCCGGGUCUCCACCUCCUCGCAGGCCGACAUAUUCAUCGGCAGCAUUGAGCUGGUGACCAAUCUUGAUGCAACUCUCCAAGGCACCUACCAAGUAACAGUCAAGGCCCAGGACAGAACUUCCGUGGGUACUGCCCUGGAAGCCCAAAUCACCCUGAAUCUCUUCACUGUAGAUCAGAGUUACCGAGUAAGGUUGCAAUUCUCCAUGUACAAGGAAGAGGUGGGCGCCAACCUGGAGGAAAUUAAAGCGGCUCUCACCCAGGCGACCAGGACAACUGUCUACAUUGUGAACAUUCAGAACAUAGACUCCACCAAUCAGGGGACUUCCAGGGCCCGGGGCCGCUCCUACCUCGAUGCCUACUUCGUCUUCCUGAAUGGGUCAGCCCUGACCCUAAACGAGCUGAAUGUGAUAAUCCGGAAGGACCAGGACUCGCUGAUGCAGCUGUUGCAGCUGGGGCUGGUGGUGCUGGGCUCCCAGGAGAGCCAGGAGUCAGAUGAGCCGAAGCUGCUCUUCAGCAUCAUCAUAGGAUUAGGGGUGGCUCUGCUGCUUGUCCUCGCAGUCAUGAUCACAGCUCUCGUCUGUACCCGGAAAAGCUACCAGAGGAAGCUUCGUGCUAUGAAAGCUGCCAAGGAGGCCCAGAGGACAGCGGCGGGGGUGAUGCCCUCAGUCUCUGCCAUUCCUGGGACCAACGUGUACAACGCUGAGCGGGCCAACCCCAUGCUGGGCCUCCCCACCAACAACCUGGACUUCGAGUCCCUCUCCCCCUCCGGCGACUUGGACCAUGUCAGCCUCAACUCCCUGGAUGAGAAUUCUGUGGACCUGGACCAGGACAAACAGGACAUCAAGAAAAAGCCCCUGCGCAGUAAGCUGGAACCGGAUCCAGAGUCCCUGGAUGUGGUGCUGUCGAGAAGGCAGGUGGGCGCAGGGGGACGGAAGAAGGAGUUGUCCUUCACCAAUGCUGCCCUGGACACCAAAGACCCAUGAUGGGGUGGGGAGCUGCCAGAGCCCCACACUGCCCCCAACUCUUUUGGGUCCACCCCCAAGCUGUUCCUUAACCCUCACCAAGUGCAAUAAUAUAUUUUGA